CGCAGACUCGCGCGCUCCCGCCAGAGGAAGCCCGAGACUCCGCGGAUUCCCCCCUCCGACCCCCGGCUGGGCCUUCCCUCUCCGGUUGGCUGCUGCUACCAACCUCUCCGCCCCCGCCUCGCCGGGGGCUGUGAGUCACGGGGGCGGGGCCAGAACGUUGCUCGCGGCAAACCACACCCCCAACACGAGGCCCCGCCUCCUUUGCCCCCAAACUGGGCGGGCUCGGCCAGUGCGGGGCGCCGAGUGUGCUCUCCCUCCGGGAGCCACUCCUCCUCCGCCGAGCGCUCGCCCUUCCCCGGGGCCCUCUGCUGCUCCCCUUGGCGGACUCCGGGAGUCGAGGCCCGGCGUGUGGGGCGUCAUGGAGGGUCGCCGCCUAACAGGCGCCGCCGCGGCGGAGAGGCUGGCCGGCUGAGGCCCCGCGCGGGCCGAGGCAUGCGGAUCCCCGGUGGGAGCCUGCUCCAGCCUCUCCUGCCGCUCGGUUGCCUCCCGGGUCGCGGAGAGCCGCGGGCGGGCGGGGACGACCCGGCGGACCGCCUCUCCCGCGGGGGCGGGGCGAGCGCAGCUGCGGCGGCGCUGGUAGCGGCAGCUGCCUGCGCCCUGCUCGGCGCCUGUCUGGAGCGCCACGGUCCGCCCGCGGCCUCGGAGCUGCCCGCGCCGGCCGGAGCCUUGGCGGGCGGCCCGGGGAGCGGCGGCGGCGGCGGCGGCGCAGUGGUCGGCGUGGCCGAGGUGAGAAGCUGGCGCUGCUGCUGCCUCGGCAGCACCUGUUGGUGCCGGAGCCUGGUGCUGGUCUGCGUGCUGGCCGCGCUGUGCUUCGCUUCCCUGGCCCUGGUCCGCCGCUACCUGCAGCACCUCUUGCUCUGGGUGGAGAGCCUGGACUCGCUGCUGGGGGUCCUGCUCUUCGUCGUGGGGUUCAUCGUCGUCUCGUUCCCCUGCGGCUGGGGCUACAUCGUGCUCAAUGUGGCCGCCGGCUACUUGUACGGCUUCGUGCUGGGCAUGGGACUGAUGGUGGUGGGCGUCCUCAUCGGAACCUUCUUCGCCCAUGUGGUCUGCAAACGGCUGCUGAGCGCCUGGGUGGCCGCCAGGAUCGAGAGCAGCGACAAGCUGAGCGCGGUUAUUCGCGUGGUGGAGGGAGGAAGCGGCCUGAAAGUGGUAGCUCUGGCCAGACUCACUCCCAUCCCGUUCGGGCUUCAGAAUGCGGUGUUCUCGAUUACUGAUCUUUCCUUGCCCAACUAUCUGAUGGCAUCUUCAGUUGGACUGCUCCCUACCCAGCUUCUCAAUUCUUACUUGGGCACUACCCUGCGGACAAUGGAAGAUGUGAUUGCAGAGCAGAGUGUUAGUGGUUAUUUUGCUUUUUGUUUACAGAUUAUUAUAAGUAUAGGCCUCAUGUUUUAUGUAGUUCAUCGAGCUCAAGUGGAACUAAAUGCAGCCAUUGUAGCUUGUGAAAUGGAACUGAAAACCUCUCUGGUUAAAGGCAAUCAACCAAAUAUCAGUGGCUCUUCAUUCUACAAGAGGACCCUAACAUUUUCUGGAGGUGGAAUCAAUGUUGUAUGAGUCUAAGGAAAUGUAUGGCUGUCAAGAGCCUAUUGUGCUACCCGUGGUGUAGCGGUUACUUCACUCAUGGACAGAGACAAGUUCUAAUUGUGUUAUGGCACAAGCAAAACUGACUAGUUUUUAAAUUGCACAAUAUUUUUAAAAGCAAGAAUCAUUUUCUGGAAUUGUAAAUGUAGAUGCAAUUUUGGCUGUACCACUUUAUCAGUUACUAUACCCAUAAUGACCUAUAUAGGUCUGCACUUUAGUGUUUUUUACUUAUUUUUCUUUCUGAGUACUUAUAAACAGAGAAGUAACCCAAAUAUUUUUCUGUUUAGUGUUUUUAUUUUAUAAAGUCCAUGAAUGCAUCUUUCCUGCUUAUAAAGAUGACUUAAGGUAAUGCAUUUUUUAAUAUUAUUUUUUAUGGUUUUUGCUUUUAGUAGUCUUCCCAGAAAGGGCAAGUGGUGUUUUAUGUGUUACUGUUUCAAGUGAGACCACUUUGCUUUCCUUUUCCCAAUUAGAAAACUGACAUUAACUUUGGUUGAAUGUAUAUCUGCAUUCAUAUUGCUGCAGGGCCAUUUACACCUCUUCACACAAGCUUAAAUCCUACAUUGUGGGACUGAAGUGCUCUUAAGAUACCUUUUUAAGUUUCACUGUGUAAUAUGCAGAGAAAAAGGGAAAAUUGUUAAAUAGGUGGUAGUCCAAAUUAGAACCCUUGCUUUAAUUCAUUGGCUUUUUAAAAUUUUACAUCAAAGGGCUGUCCCAUUGCAGUCUUACUAAAAUUUAUUAAACUUUUUUUUUUCCUUUUUUAUAUCCAUAAUUAGGCUUUCAAAGAAAGAUACUGUUUCUUUAGAAUGAUGGGCUUACCUACCAUCAUUGAAGAUGUCACUCAGGUGGCCUUGUUUGAGCAAAACGCCUUUAAAAACAAAUCAACAAAAAUAAAAUCUAAGCUUUAAAAUCAUCUUUAUAAAUCUGUUGAAGUACUUAAUUAUUGUCCCCAUAGUCUUCAGCUUUAAAAGUAUAAUAAUGGUAAUGUUAAUGUCCAAAUUUAUAUCAUUUGCCGUACUAUAGAGUAGGUUUGUUUUGUUUGGUUUUUCUUAUUAUUUGGUACCUGUUUUCUCAGUAAGACUCAGGAAUUCUGAAAUGUGAAAUUAAGUCUCUUAUUUCUUUGUUUUGUAGCAUGAAUUAAGUGUAUUUAUUAAUAGCACUAACGAUUAUAACAUAUAGUAAUUGGGCAUAUGAUUAACAUAAUAUGUAUUCUUCAUUUUCAAAAUAUCAAUAGUUUGAUUGUAAAGCUCAAUGAUUAUUAGUUUUCUUUACAACUAAGAUUAGAGGCAUGGAUGCAAAGUUUAUAAUGGGUAUCUCAUUCUUGGCUACCAAGAUUCUAGCUUAUCCAAUACCUCCCAUUUACCUUUUCAUUAGGGUAAAACCUGUGCCCAGACUUAUUAAAUAGAACAGAACUCUUGGGAAGUAAAUUAUUCUAGCUUUAUGUUAGAAAUGAAUUUGGUCACUUUGAUUCAUACAUUUUUGCCACAUUGUAAGUACAACUGUUUUCCUUUUUAAGCUUUCUUCUCUUUGAAUAAGAGUGUAGUUCAUUUCUUUCUUGAUACCAAAAGACCUUAGUGCAAAUGAUCUGAGAGGCACCUGGGUCUACAGCACACACUUGGCCUCCAAAUCUUUUUUUUUUCUUCUUUUUUUAAAUAUUUUAUUUAUUAAUGAGAAAGAUAGGAGGAGAAAGAGAAAGAACCAGAUCUCACUCUGGUACAUGUGCUGCUGGGGAUUGAACUCGGGACCUCAUGGUUGAGAAUCCAAUGCUUUAUCCAUUUCACCACCUCCCGGACCAUGGCCUCCAAAUCUUUUCUUUUAUUGGUGUAAAAAAUAGAGUAAUAGAAUAUAGUUACUCAUUUUUAAUCCUCAAACGAUUUUAGUUUAUUAAUCCUAAAUGAACAAUACAUUUGAUUUAUUCUUUUCUAACUUAAAAUGUUUUUGAGCUUUUUUGAUUAGUUUGUGUUAAAGGUUUUAUAAGUUUAAGAUCAUUAAUACUUGUGUUAUACUUCAUGUAUUUUGAAGCGCAUUUAUUUACUUAGCAUUUUGUAACUUGAAUAAUUUCACCAAAUGACUAUCUUUUGGUAGUUUAUAAUGAAUUCUUCCAGUUGUUGGAUUUUGCUUGGUACAUAAAUAUGUAAAGGUAAAAGAAAUAAUUUUUCUGUAUCCUGCCAAUCAUAAUUUUAUAUAAUAAAAUCAUCCUUUUUUUUUCUUAAAGUAUGGACUUAUAUUUCUAAAAUACUAAAGUGGCAGUUUUUCUUUUCUUCAUCCUUUUCCAACUUUCAAUAAAACAAAUAUCCAUUGUAGUCAUGCUAGUUGACAGCUAACUUUCGUUGCUACAGUUUUAAAUCUGUUGACUCUUAAGUUCUAUAAUGCAUUGCCAAACUUUAUUACUCCAUCUUUAACCCUGCAAACCAGCUUUAUGACAGCAACACAUUUUUACAGGAUCCUUUUGUGUUGCCCAGAAAUUGCCUCCAGCCAUAAAAUGUAUACUGACAAGAUAAAAUGUUUUGGGUUUCUCCAGCUGUUUAAGUGCAGUAUAGAAUUGUUCUGUGCAUGCACAUUUUAAAAAAGCAUAUGAUAUACCUGUUUCCCAAAUCUAAUGAAAUACAUGUUCUAUUUUUAAUUCUACUGACUUUUUUGUAAGUUUAUCAUAUUUUCUGGUUUAUUGUUAAUGAUUUUGUUUACCCUAUGCCAAAUUUUGUAAUGUGAACUUUAAAAAAAAUGUUUUCAUGUUUUCAACUGAUCAUCUGAUUUGUGAAAUAAGUUGAAAUGCAUAAUCUUUUAUUUAUGAAAGUAAGAGAAAAAGAUCUGAUUAGAAUGUAUAUUAUUCAUCUUUAGAAGUCACUAUAUAGGUAUGUCCAGAGCCCACCAUAGUGUCAUUUUAUGUACUUUGUACCCAACUAUCAACCUUUCUAAGAUGACUUCCACAACAGAGUCGAAUAUUUGACUAUAACACGUUUUACUCCUACUUACUUUUGUUGCAGCUGAGCUAACUGGUAUAACUACAAUACAUUUUUGUGUUUGUUAAUAUGCAAUGCUGAUUUGGACUGUUCUUUGGAAAAGGUGCUAUUUUCUUUAGAGUGCUUGAAGAAAUCUCUAUAUAUGCACUACGCAGGAUAGUCCUUAGAUACAUAGAAAUUCCAUGUCAUUCAAAAUCAAGUUUCAUUCACAGAAGAAAAGAGAGGGUUAGAUAAACCUCAGGAACAAUGAUACUGAUCUACAUAGAUGGCCUCUGUGUUGGAAGUUUGUUUCAGACAGAAACCUCUCACUGAACAGUGACAGUUGGUAUAACACUAUGUGGUUUUUAAAAUGGACAUUGCUGAUUUCUGUUAUCAAUUAUUUAGGAUAUGAUUUUUUAAACCAUCUCUUUAAGAUAAAAAAAAAACUUUAAAGAAGGGAGAAGAAUCACCUAUUUUAUAGGACAUUUAAAACUCAGGACUUAUAGUAGCAACCUCAUAUACUGACUAUAAACUGUUCAUUUAUUCCAUAAUUAGAUUAUAACUUGGUACUUUUGAAUUGAAAAAUGAUUGCUGCAAACUGUUUUUCUAAAGUAGUUUAAGUUUUAAUGUAGAUAAUUCUACAGAUGAAACAGUACAAUCUCUUGAGAAUUGGUAUCCCAGACCACUUGUGUGCCUGAGAAAAUAAAAGGUGAUACUUUG
Erinaceus europaeus (western European hedgehog) is the source of this 5234-nucleotide messenger RNA. It is a transcript of the gene TMEM64, whose product is annotated as transmembrane protein 64. NCBI's taxonomy places the organism in Eukaryota, Metazoa, Chordata, Mammalia, Eulipotyphla, Erinaceidae. The record is from RefSeq and is a predicted model, not a curated record.